AUGCAGUCAUCGGAGCGGUCGCACCGCACGGGGGAGCACGGCCGCGUUUGCACGCGCGCCCGGGCCCGGGAGAGCAGAGCGGAGUGGAGCCGCAGGGAGCGCGCCCCGCCUUGGCCUUGCACCGCGCGCGGCGUGCCUGGGCUGGCAUGCAGCGCGACCCCGCCGGCGCUCCUCCGCCACAGAAGCUCGUUUGCUCUCACUGCUGGAGCUGCUCUUACCGAGAUCCUUGCGUGGCUGCCUGUCAGAUCCCUCCUGCGUUGCAAGUCCGUCUGCAAGGCCUGGCGAGACAUCAUCUCCGAUCCCAUCUUCAUCCGGGAGCACUUUCGCCACUCUGAAUUUGAUUACGACUUCAACCAGUGCUUCUCUUACUGUGACGGCCUGGUGUUUGCUCCCACCGGCAGCUGGCUCUAUGUCUUCAACCCGGCCACCAAGGAGGUCCUCAGGCUGCCAGACAGCGGCCGGAACAAUCUGCUCCCAGGCCGACGGACCACCUUCUGCUAUUGUAGCGGCCUCGGCCUCGAUCGGCGCACUGGCAAGUACAAGGUUGUCCAGGCCUUCUACCGGUCAAGGGAUCACACAAGCAUGGGGAUGGACGUAUUCACCAUUGCAACUUUGCAAGCAAAGAUGGAGCCAUUUGGAGGGAGAUUGCGAGUGAUCCUCCUUACCCUGCUCAGAGAUCUUUUACCGGCCUGA
Molecule: messenger RNA, 693 nt
Organism: Panicum virgatum (switchgrass)
Lineage: Eukaryota; Viridiplantae; Streptophyta; Magnoliopsida; Poales; Poaceae
Product: F-box/LRR-repeat protein At2g43260-like
Exons: 3
Coding region: 1-693 (230 amino acids)
Molecular function (GO): protein binding
Source: RefSeq, a predicted model, not a curated record